AUGGCCUUUGUGGCAUGUUUGGGGGUCUCUCUCUACCAAAGCAAGCUGGUGAAGUACUUCAGCCGGCAGCUGUCGUGCAAGAGGAAGGUGGCGCUGCAGGAGCGCAAUGCCAAGCUCGAGGGCUUCCCCCAGCUCCUGCACUGGUUCCGCAUCGUCGACAUCCGCAAGGAGGUCAUGGAGGUGGGGCUGGAAGCCCCUCCGGGGGCCUCAACCCUCCCCGGGGGGGUUUUCCCGGGGGGUUUCAAGUCCCACGAGUUCCAGCUGGGCCACCGCGUGGACGAGGCGCACACCCCCAAGGUCAAGAAGAAGAACAAGCCCCUGAACCUCAAGAUCCACAACAGCGUGGGGAGCUGUGAGAACAUCCCUGCCCAGCGCUCCCCCCUCCUGGCCGAGCGCUCCCUGCGCUCCUUCUUCGUGGGCUACCCGCCCUUCCUGCCCUCCACCCCUCCCGUGCACACCGAAGCCACCUUCUCAGCCAAUACGCUGUCAGUGCCUCGCUGGUCCCCGCAGAUCCCCCGGCGGGAUCUGGGAAACUCCAUAAAACACAGGUUUUCCACCAAGUACUGGAUGUCUCAGACCUGCACUGUCUGUGGGAAAGGAAUGUUGUUCGGCUUAAAGUGCAAAAACUGCAAGCUCAAGUGCCACAACAAAUGCACCAAAGAGGCCCCUCCGUGUCACCUGCUGAUCAUCCACCGAGGAGGGAGACGAGCCGUGCGGGGCGAGGCAGAUUUGCAUUGCAAACCACUUCCACCCACCCUCCCCCUGCCUCCUUUUCUUUUCAGAUUCCCCACAGCACGGGCGAGGUUAGUCCGGACAGAGUCGGUGCCCUGCGACAUCAACAACCCCCUGCGGAAGCCGCCCCGGUACUCGGACCUGCACGUCAGCCAGACCCUGCCCAAAACCAACAAACUCAACAGGACCACAUCCCAGUGCCCUACCAGCCGGAUUCCAGCAGCAACCCCUCCUCCACCACGUCCUCCACGCCCUCCUCGCCGGCGCCGCCGCUGCCGCCCAGCGCGACACCCCCGUCCCCCCUGCACCCCUCCCCGCAGUGCCCGCGCCAGCAGAAGCAGUUCAACCUGCCAGCUUCCCAUUACUACAAGUACAAGCAGCAGUUCAUUUUCCCAGAUGUGGUGCCUGAGACUCCAACCCGAGCCCCACAGGUUGUCCUCCACCCCGUCACCUCCAACACCAUGUUGA
Molecule: messenger RNA, 1200 nt
Organism: Manacus vitellinus (golden-collared manakin)
Lineage: Eukaryota; Metazoa; Chordata; Aves; Passeriformes; Pipridae
Gene: KSR2
Product: kinase suppressor of ras 2
Exons: 13
Coding region: 1-1200 (399 amino acids)
Source: RefSeq, a predicted model, not a curated record